UAGUGUGGUAGCAGUUGCCUCCACUAACCCUCUCAGGACAGGGACGACCCAGCGACCAUGAGAGGAUUCAGGAUGCUGCUUGAAUGGGUGAUACCAUGGCUCACCCUCUGCCUCGGGCUAUCUGCAGCCACCACCGUUACCGUUCAGACAGCGACCAACAUACCAUUAAUUAGAGAGCUGAGACCCUCUCACAACAGCCAGUUCUGCAGCACAUGGGGAAACUUCCACUUUAAGACUUUUGAUGGAGAUUUUUUCAGUCUUCCCUUGACUUGCAACUACAUCCUUACGCGCCUGUGUGAGGGCUAUGGAAGCUAUGGUGCAUUUAACAUUCAGCUCCAGAGACAGGAGAUAAAUGGUUCUAUCAGCAUUAAGAAAAUCACAAUGAAACUGGAUGGAUCUGUGGUGGAAUUAGACAACGCAUCCAUCAAAGUCAAUGGCGACCCCGUCAACAUACCAUACAACCAGGCUGGCGUUUCAAUAGCAAGGUCCACAGAGUCCUAUCUUAAAAUCGAGGCAACGCUGGGUUUGGUCUUCAUGUGGAAUCAAGGUGAUUCCCUCUGGAUCGAGCUGGAUGCAAAAUUCAAGAAUCAAACCUGCGGCCUGUGUGGCGACUUCAAUGGAGCCCAGAUUCAUGAUGAGUUCAUUCAGUCAGGGGAUUCUGUGAGUACUGAAUUCUAUGCAGCACAAUGGAAAGUCAAUGGUCCCACUGAAAGCUGUGAAGAAACCGACUCUUCAGCCACACAGACUUGUACAAAACAGACAAAGACCUGCGAGAAUCUGCUGGCUGGACCUGCAUUCCUCAGCUGUCAAGACCUGAUUGAUACCAACUCCUUCAUUCAAGCCUGUGAGGAAGACCUGUGCUACUGUAACAGCAGUACUUCAUGCCUGUGCUCGACAAUAUCAGAGUACUCACGGCAGUGUGCUCAUGCCGGCGGGAACCCACAGCAGUGGAAGACCGCACAACUAUGUGCAAAACAAUGCCCUUUCAACAUGGAGUAUAAAGAAUGUGGUAAUCCAUGCACUGACACCUGCAGCAACCCUCAGGGAAGCCAAACGUGUGACGAGCACUGCAUAGAUGGAUGCUUCUGUCCAUCUGGGACCGUCUUUGAUGACAUCAAACAAAGUGGGUGUGUCGCUGUUGACCAGUGCUCCUGCUUGCACAAUGGUCAGCCAUACAGCCCUGGGGAGUCAUACUCAAAAGCAUGUCAAAAAUGCACCUGCACUCGGGGUCAGUGGAACUGUCAGGAUGUGGACUGUCCUGGUCUCUGCUCCAUCCGUGGCGGCUCUCACAUUUCUACCUAUGACGAUAAAAAAUACACUUUCCAUGGAGAGUGUUCGUAUGUGCUCUCCAAGGAAACUAGUGGGACUUUCAGUGUCCUUGUGGACUUGGCUAAAUGUGACAAAUCUGAUAAGGCAACUUGCCUGACUGCAGUCACUCUACUACUGCAAGAAAACGUGAUGGUUGUAGUCGAAGCCAGUGGGCAAGUUUUACAUAACAAACAGGUCCCCCAGCUUCCUCUUUUCACAAAUGAAGCCACAGUCUUCAAACCAUCCACAUUCUUUGUUGUAAUCUCCACCACCGUCGGGCUUCACCUUGAGAUUCAGCUCGUACCAACCAUGCAGGUCUACAUCAAAGCCAGUGCUUCCAUUAAAGGAAAACUCAGCGGACUUUGUGGAAAUUUUAAUGAUGUUGAGGCUGAUGACCUCACAGCAAGAAAUGGAUUGACUGAGGGAACGGCCGUGACAUUUGCCAACACGUGGAAGACCAGAACAAGCUGCCCUGAUGUGAAAAACAUACAUGGGGAACCCUGCCAUUUGAGCGUAGACAGAGAGAAAUAUGCCACACACUGGUGCUCCAUGCUGUCACGCCCAGAUGGGAUUUUUUCAAAAUGCCAUUCUGAAAUAAACCCAGAAGACUAUGAAAAAUCUUGUCAAUAUGACAGCUGCGCCUGUGAAAACAGUCAAGAGUGCAUGUGUUCUGCCAUGUCCUCUUACGUCCAUGCAUGUGCCGCUGAAGGUGUCUUCCUGACAGGAUGGAGGCCCGACGAAUGCAAGAAAUACACAGAAGACUGUCCUCCUAGUUUUGUGUAUGACUACAAGAUGACAAGCUGUGAUCGCACCUGUCGCUCUUUCAGCCAGUCAGACCCAACAUGCAGUGUUAACUUUACCCAGCUCGAUGGCUGCGGCUGUGCUGAAGGAACUUAUCUUAAUGAGAAGGGAGUGUGUGUGUUGGCCAAACAUUGCCCCUGUCAUGUCGGUGACACGAUUGUGCACUCUGGGCAGGUCAUCAGGGUCCAUGGACAAACUUGCAUCUGCCAUGGUGGAAAAUUAGACUGUAAAGGACGCCACAUAAAUGAAAUAUGCACUGCUCCAAUGGUUUUAUUCAACUGCUCAAAUGCAAAGCCCGGUGACAAGGGAUCCGAGUGCCAAAAAAGCUGCCAGACACUGGACACAGAAUGUGUCAGUAGACAGUGUAUCUCAGGCUGCGUAUGUCCUGACGGCCUGCUGUCAGAUGGUAAAGGAGGCUGUAUAAAGGAGGAGGACUGCCCAUGUCUGCAUAAUGGAGAAUCCUAUAACUCUGGACAAUCAAUCCCUGUGAGAUGCAAUACAUGCACAUGCAAAGGCAGCAAAUGGAAAUGUACAGAUCACGAGUGUGAUGGAACCUGUACCAUAUACGGAGAAGGACAUUACAUCACUUUUGACGAAAAGAAAUUUAGCUUUAAUGGGGAGUGUAACUACAUCAUCUCUCAGGAUCACUGUGGCAAUGACAACAAUGGCACCUUCAAGCUGCUGACUGAGAAUAUCCCCUGUGAAUCUGAUAAAAACACCUGCUCCAAGAAAAUCAAGCUCUAUUUAGGGAAUAAUCAAAUUGUUCUGUCAGAAGAAAAUGUCAGAGUUAUCAAACAAAGCAAAGGGGAGGACAUACCCUUUAAAGUCCACACUAUGGGUGUAUAUCUUGUCAUCGAGGCAGAGAAUGGCCUUGUUCUCGUCUGGAAUAAGAAAACAACACUCAUGAUCAGACUCAGCUACAAAUUUAAGGGCAAAGUCUGUGGCUUGUGCGGGAAUUAUGAUGGGAAAGUCAAGAAUGAAUUGAGCACCAGAAACAAAGAAGUGGUGGUUGAAGCCCUUGAGUUUGGAAACAGCUGGAAAGUGUCGUCUAACUGCCCAAAUGCACAGACUCAAAAAGAUCCCUGCAGUCUGUACUCCCACAGGAAGGCAUGGGCAACUAAAAAGUGCAGCAUUAUCAAGAGUGAAGUAUUCGCUGCCUGCCAUUCAAAGGUGGACUAUGAUAGCUAUUAUGAUGCUUGUGUGAGAGACUCAUGCGCCUGCAAUUCGGGGGGAGACUGUGAGUGUUUCUGCUCAUCUGUAGCCGCCUACGCAGCAGCCUGUAACGAGGCCGGAGCCUGUGUGAAAUGGAGAACUCCCACCAUCUGCCCUCUAUUCUGUGAUUUCUACAACCCUGAUGGAGAAUGUGAGUGGCACUAUCAGCCAUGUGGAAGAAAAUGCAUGAAGACAUGCAAGAAUCCGUCAGGAAAAUGCUACAAUCAACUUCCAGCAUUAGAAGGCUGCUAUCCAACUUGCCCGCCUGAAAAGUCUUAUUUGGAAGAAGUCACAAUGAAGUGUGUGUCAAAGGAGGAAUGUGGCUGCUAUGAUGACGAAGGGAACCAUUAUAAAGAAGGGGACCCCAUGCCGUCAAAGGAAAACUGUUACAGCUGUCAUUGUUUCUCGGCAAUGAGUAACUGCAAGUAUGAUGAGCAAACUUGCACUUGUUCCUAUAAAGGUCAUAUAUACAAGCAGGGAGAAAAAGUCUACGAUACAGAUGAUGGAGAUGGAACCUGUCUCACUGCUCUGUGUGGAAAAAAGGGAAAUAUUAUCAGGAUCAGUAAGCCUUGCACUACUACUACUACUACUACUACUACUUCUCCAACAACUACAUCAGGUUUUGUCUUCACCCCAAGUGUCCCACAAACCACCAGAAAAACACCCAUCACAACAACUCAAAAGGCUCCUAAUGUUACUACUGAGGCUGUUACAACAGUUUUGACAUUCUCAACACCAAGAGUCUCAACAAGGUCCAAAACAACAACAUUGCCAACACUCUCUACAGCUGUAUCUACAGAAAAACCCAGCACAAUACCGACAACAACCCAUAAAUCAACAUCCAUUACAGUCAUAGAAAGCCCCAGCACAACAAAAGCCAUGGAAAAACCUACCACAACAACAAUCAAAGAAAAAACUACCACAAUACCUGCAACAACCCUUGCAUCCACAACAGUCACAGAAAAACGUGAGACAACAACAACGCCACAUACCACCACAACAAUCACAGAACAAUCAACACCUCCCGACUGCUUUGUUUGUACAUGGUCAGGUUGGAUCAACAAAGUUCAACCUUACUAUACUCCAGAUAGUGGAGAUUAUGAAACCAUUGGAAACAUCACUGAUCUAGAUCUGAGUCGUUGCAGAAAACCCCUGGAAAUACAGUGUAGAGCGGUAAAUCACAAAAGUACGCCUUUGAAGGACUUACGUCAGACAGUAACAUGCAAUCCAAUAGAUGGACUGAUCUGUCAUAACAGGGACCAAAAACCUCCUGUUUGUUUUGACUAUGAAAUACGAGUCAGGUGUUGCCAUUAUAUUUGUGGGACAAGCACAACAACAAACAUAGUACCCACAACCAAAGAAUCAACGACCGUCACAGAAAUACCCUCUGGAACAACAGCAGCAACAACCACAGCGAAAGCUGUCACAACAACCACAAUCACAGAAAAACCCAUUGUCACAACAAUGUUUGUAUCCACAACAGUGACAGAAAAACCCUCGGGAACUACAGUAGCAACAACCACGGGAGAAGCUGUCACAACAACCACAAUCACAGAAAAACCAAUUGUCACAACAGCCCUUGAGUCAACAACAAUAACAGCAAAGCCCUCUGGAACUACAGCAGCAACAACCACGGGAGGAGCUGUCAAAACAACCACUGUCACAGAAAAACCCAUUGUCACAACAGCCCUUCAAUCAACAACAGCAACAGCAAAGCCCUCUGGAACUACAGCAGCAACAACCACGGCAGAAGCUGUCACAACAACCACAACCACAGCAAAACCCAUUGUCACAACAAUGCUUGUAUCCACAAGAGUGACAGAAAAGCCCUCUGGAACUACAGCAGCAACAACCGCGGGAGAAGCUGUCACAACAACCACUGUCACAGCAAAACCCAUUGUCACAACAGCCCUUGAGUCAACAACAGUGACAGAAAAGCCCUCUGGAACUACAGCAGCAACAACCACGGCAGAAGCUGUCACAACAACCACAAUCACAGAAAAACCCAUUGUCACAACAGGCCUUGAGUCAACAACAGUGACAGGAAAGCCCUCUGGAACUACAGCAGCAACAACCAUGGAAGAAGCUGUCACAACAACCACAACCACGGAAAAACCCAUUGUCACAACAGCCCUUGAAUCAACAACAGAAACACCUCCUGUAACAACAGAAGCAACCACCACCACAGUAAUAGAAAAACCCAGCACAACAGCAACUGUGGGAAAACCUACCACAACAACCUCAGAAGUUGUUACAAAUACUGUACAAUACAGUACUACAGUAGGACCACCAACAAAACCAGUUGUUGAGGUUACAACUACAAGAGUGACAGAAAAGUCCUCUGAAACAACAGCAACAACAACCCCAGCAGAAGCUGUCACAACAACCACAAUAACGGAAAAACCCAUUGUCACAACAGCUCUUGGGUCAACAACAGUAACAGAAAAACCCUCUGGAACAACAGCAGCAACAACCACGGCAGAAGCUGUCACAACAACCACAACCACAGAGAAACCCAUUGUCACAACAGCCCUUCAAUCAACAACAGCAACAAAAAAACCCUCUGGAACUACAGCAGCAACAACCACGGGAGAAGCUGUCACAACAACCACAAUAACAGAAAAACCCAUUGUCACAACAACCCUUGAAUUCACAACAGUCACAGAAAACCCCUCUGGAACAACAGAAGCAACAACAACCGCAGAAAAACCCAUCACAACAAAGAGGGCAUCGACGGAGAGGUCCACUGUAACCACUGAAAAGAUCAUCAUAGCCACAACUACAAGAAAGUCUACAACCUCUCCAGCCACAACAGAAAAGCCCACUCUUGAAAUUACUACUCCGUCAUCGUCAUCUCUUCAGUCUUCAGCAACAGGCAGAACAACUGUAUGUUUCUGCAUAUUCAACGGCACAACUUCCUUUCCUGGAGACUUAAUCUACAACAAGACUGAUGAAGCCGGCUGGUGUUUCACUGCGCAUUGCAGUUUGACAUGCAGUAUUGAAAAGCAGUCAAUGCCAUGUUACGCUACUACUUCACCAACUCCUGCGAUUACCACAACAAGUUCUGGCACUACAACAAGCAUUGGUCAAAAAACAACCACUGGAAAAAGCACAGAGAAGCCUCCCACUGACUGCUCAUAUCUCAGCCCACCAAGAAAGCAUGGUGAGUCUUGGAGUGAGGACAAGUGCACCACAGAAACAUGUGACAAAGGUAGAGUAAUCAAAGAGCAUGUCCCAUGUAAAGUGGAACCCAAGCCUGUUUGUGAAAAUGGAGAACCGCCUGUUCGGAUUUAUGAUGAAACAGGCUGUUGUUUCCACUACGAAUGCCAAUGUGUUUGCUCUGGAUGGGGAGAUCCUCAUUUUGAGACAUUUGAUGGCAGAUAUUAUAGCUUCCAGCACAACUGCACAUACGUCCUGAUCAAGGAGAUCAAGCCCAAAUACAAUUUUACAGUUGUCACUGACAAUGAAAACUGUGAUGCUUCUGGAACUGUGACCUGCGUUAAAGCCUUGACUGUGUUUUACAAAAACUAUGAAGUGAUUCUUACACAGGAGAGAAUACCGAAAACCGUAACCAUGGUGUUCAUCAACGGCAAGCGAAUACUCCCAAGCUACAAAAAUAAAGACCUCAUCGUCACAACUAAAGGAAUUGAGGUGCAUUUGGAAAUCCCGGAAAUUAAAGCAUUUGUGAUGUUCAAAGGGCUUUCUUUCUACGUUGAAUUACCAUUUUCUCUUUUCCACGACAACACCGAGGGACAGUGUGGCACCUGUGACAACAACCAGGAUAAUGACUGCAGAUUACGAAAUGGCACGAUUCAUCAGUCAUGCUAUGAGAUGGCACAUGAUUGGCAGAUACACAAUGCCACAAAGCCAUAUUGUGAAACUCCACCUCCUACAACCCCAACAACAGCACCGCCAACACAAACACCGUGCCAGUCUGAAAUUUGUGAAAUUUUGAAAAGCGCGGUGUUUAAGGAAUGCCACAAAGUAAUUAAUCCAAAAUCGUUUUAUGAGGGCUGCAAGUUUGAUGCUUGCCACAUGCCAAAUUCCAACAUAACUUGUUCCAGUCUGGAGGAAUAUGCCGCAAGGUGUGCUGAAAAAUCUGUCUGUGUGGACUGGAGGAACGCCACAAAGGGACAAUGUGAGUUUAAAUGUCCAGUAAAUAAGGUUUACAAGCCCUGUGGGCAAUUCGUUGAAUCAACUUGCAAUGAGAGAUACAAUAAAAAGUACAUGCAGCAGUGUCAAGGAGAAGAGGGUGACCAGAACAAGACUUGCGGUGGAUUCACAGAAGGAUGUUUCUGCCCAGAGGGAAUGACUUUGUUCAGUCCAGAUAACGACACUUGUGUCUCCUCCUGUUGCAUUGGAUCUGAUGGCGAGCCUAAACAGUUUGGAGAAAUCUGGCAGAGUGACUGUCAGUACUGUACUUGUGAUGAGGACACUCUGGGUAAUCGGUGUCAGCCUGUCACAUGCCCCACGCAAAAACCAAUCACCUGUACCGAGGAAGGACAGGUGUUGGUGAACCGCACGGAGAACUGCUGCGAGAAACUGAUAUGUGAGUGCGAUAAGAACAGCUGCUCACUGCAAAAACCAAAGUGCGACCUUGGAUUUGAGUUGGAGAUCCUCACCUCAAACAGUAGUUGCUGCCCUGUUCACCGCUGUGUACCCAAAGGUGUCUGUGUCUUUAACAACACUGAGUACAAGCCUGGUGCGGAUUUCUCAAAAAGCCCAUGUGAACAAUGCCACUGCACUGAAGCUCAGGAUUCCAGCACGGAGCUGAAUAAGUUUGAGUGUCAUCAGAUACAGUGUCCGAAGUGUCCUCAGGGCUUUGUGCGUGAAGUUCAACCCGAUAAAUGUUGCAGAUGUGUACAGACACAUUGUGUUUUGGAUUCCGGCCUUCCAGCUCCUGUAAUAAUCAGUCCCUCUCAGUCUUGGUCGCCACCAAAUGACAAUUGUACCCAGUAUGACUGCCGGAAGGUGAACGAUACUUUCACGACCUCUGUGAGCAAAACAACGUGUCAGGAAUUUGUUCCAGAAAACUGUGUUCCAGGAACUGAGAAGAGUGACAUGAAUGGUUGUUGCAAAACUUGUACUCCUCGAGGCAACUGUCAGCUGAAAAAGAAAACCACCUACCUGAAGACGAAGAACUGCAAGUCAGUUAAGCCGGUGGAACUCGGAGCCUGUGAGGGAUCCUGUGGAGCGUCCUCGUCAAUGUACUCGGCAGACAGCAACGCUAUGAUGCAUUCAUGUUCCUGCUGUCAAGAAAUGAAAGUCAGCAACAAGACGGUGGAGAUGAAAUGUUCCGAUGACACCAGAAAGACGCACACCUACAUUUCAGUGGACAAGUGCGGAUGCGAAGUCGCUGAAUGUGAAAAGCAAAGAUUAGUGUAAAAACUACGAAAACCGACCACUGAGCUCGAUUGAAGACAAAUUCUGACCGAUAUGUUUUAGCAAUUCCUCUUCAAGGCUAUGAGACAAUCAAAACUUAAUAUGUGAAAACCACUAAAGACACCUCUGUGUGCAGAAAGCCAACUAAGCUGAACCUUUAAAACACCAAAAGGGUUCUGGUCUGAACUUGUCUCUUUAGACUGGCUCCUCAUACGUUCACAAAACGUUCUCAUCCAUUGUCUGGGAGGCUUCAUGUCCCACCAUCACGGCACAUAUUUGAGGGAUGGUUUGUCUUUUACCUUUCGAAGAAGCAAUCGAUUUAAACGCUGUAGAAUGUGGUGUUUCAGUCUUAAAGGGUCUUUUGUUCUCCUCCUCUUACUGUUAAUGACAGACAGAUAUGGCUUCAGUUAUAUAGUACAUUGUAGCAAUACUCUGUCUUUUCUUUAGUUUGGAAAUCAAGAUUAUAGAAAGCUAAAAUACGACAAAAUUAAAAGAUGGAUUGGAUUUUUAAACUAGUAUUAGCCAUUAUUAGUGAUAGAAAAUUAUGUAACAAACCAUUGAGCAUUUAAACAUGUUAAAGGAUGUUCAAACUUUCUUUAUCUAAUAUGUGGUGUUUCAAACUUCUUUCUUUAUUGUCAUUAAAACCCAGGUUUACUGAUCA
This is a messenger RNA of Stegastes partitus (bicolor damselfish), 9364 nucleotides long. Its product is annotated as mucin-2-like. Gene Ontology annotation, molecular function: protein binding. The transcript has 50 exons. Gene Ontology annotation, cellular component: extracellular matrix. The coding region runs from base 58 to 8706 and encodes 2882 amino acids. NCBI's taxonomy places the organism in Eukaryota, Metazoa, Chordata, Actinopteri, Pomacentridae. The record is from RefSeq and is a predicted model, not a curated record.